Trifolium pratense (red clover) is the source of this 1060-nucleotide messenger RNA. RefSeq names its product secoisolariciresinol dehydrogenase-like. Bases 70 to 885 code for a protein of 271 amino acids. Lineage: Eukaryota; Viridiplantae; Streptophyta; Magnoliopsida; Fabales; Fabaceae. Gene Ontology annotation, molecular function: oxidoreductase activity, acting on the CH-OH group of donors, NAD or NADP as acceptor. The transcript has 2 exons. The record is from RefSeq and is a predicted model, not a curated record.
AAGCAUUCGUUUGUUACAAUACAACUUAUAAUUUCUCUUUGGCAAUACAGAAACGUGAGAAGCUCAGCCAUGUCAACCGUACCUUUGGCCUCUGCUGCUCUAAGAAGGCUUGAAGGUAAAGUGGCUCUGAUCACCGGUGGCGCGAGUGGCAUCGGCGAGGCCACUGCAAGACUCUUCUCCAAGCACGGAGCUCAAGUCGUUAUAGCUGAUAUUGAUGAUGACAUGGGUCACUCAGUUUGCAAAGACUUACACAAAUCCUCUGCUUCCUAUGUUCAUUGUGAUGCGACCAAGGAAAAAGACAUCGAAAAUGCCGUGAACACAACAAUUUCAAAGUACGGUAAACUAGACAUCAUGUUUAACAAUGCCGGCAUAACCGGUGUAAACAAAACCAACAUACUUGAAAACAAAUUAUCCGAAUUUCAAGAAGUGAUCAACAUUAACUUAAUUGGUGUCUUUCUUGGAACAAAGCACGCUUCAAGGGUAAUGAUCCCUGCUCGACGUGGUAGCAUAAUUAACACAGCUAGUGUUUGUGGAAUCAUAGGCGGUGUUGCUUCGCACGCCUACACUAGUUCAAAACACGCCGUUGUGGGACUAAUGAAAAACACGGCCAUCGAGCUUGGACCGUUUGGCAUUCGGGUGAAUUGUGUGUCACCUUAUGUUGUUCCCACUCCAUUGGCUAAGAAUUUCUUUAAACUUGAUGAAGAUGGAUGUUCAGGGGUUUAUUCUAACCUAAAGGGUGCUAAUCUUGUUCCAGAAGAUGUGGCUAAAGCUGCUUUAUACUUGGGAAGUGAUGAGUCUAAGUAUGUUAGUGGUCACAAUCUAGUUGUUGAUGGAGGAUUCACAACUCUUAACAAUGGAUUUUGUGUGUUUAGACAGUCUGUUUGAAUAAGUGUUUAUGUACCAUUAUUGUUGUUUUUUGUGUCUUGUAAGUUGCAUGAAUAAGUGUUUAUGUACCAUUAUUGUUGUUUUUGUGUCUUGCAAGUUGCAUCAAGGCCAGUACCAUUGGAAUCUAAUCAUGUACUAUGAAUAUGAAUAAAAGUUUCGAUCAAUAUUUUAUAAA